AUGGAGGAUGGAGGGGAGGAGUUGAUUGCUCAGCUCGAGGGAAGACUAGAAGCGUGCGGAAAGAGGGAUUACGAAGCCUUCCACCAGCUUCUUCGAAUCUACAAGAAGAAAUCCAUGAGGAAACAACUAGAAAAGACGCGAGAACAGUUUUCUAUCUCGUUUCCUCUGGCCGAGGAAGAAGACCAAGAGAAGAUUAUAUCCUUGUUCGAGCGAGCAUUAUCGGAUUAUCCAACUACCAAAGUAUGGGCAGAGUAUGUGAAGUAUAUUCAAAAGCUGUACUUCGACCUUGAGGGCGCGAAGCAGAGGGAAUAUCUGAACCGCGUGAGGGAAACCAUGCAAAGAUCCCUGACGAUAAUGGGCAAUGACCUGUUGGAGGGCUCGAAGCUGUGGGAACUGCAGAGAAACUUCGAAAUUAAAGUUCUCGAAAACAUGCAGGGGUCCUCCACAGAAAAACAGACACAGAUUGCUUUGAUCCGUCAGUGCUUUGACAGAGAGAUCAAAGCUCAAGUGAAGGGACUCGCUGAAACGUGGAUCUCGUAUGAAUCAUGGGAAACUGACAAGAGCAUUGUUGAAAAGAAGAAGGCUGAAGUAGAAGAAGCCAUGAUGAAGGCAAGUGAACGCGAACUGAAAGAUGCCGAAGCUCGUCGACAGAAGGACUCGUCGCUCAAUGUGCUCGAGAUCUGGCAGGAAUGUAUUGAAAGCGAAUCCGAAAGCGGAGAUGUCACGAAGAUUAUCUGUGCGUAUGAACGAGCGCUCUCAACCUGCUGUCUGGUCCCUACCCUUUGGAAUUCUUAUGCAGAAUUCGUUCGAUCUCAGCCUAGUGGAGCUGGAGGGAUAAAAGUUGCCGAUGUUUACAGGCGCUCAGUUCGCAACUGUCCAUUCUCAGUGGAGCUUUGGUGUUCGCUUUUGAUAUGCUCGGAGGAGGAUGGUCUUGACAUGAAGGAGAUGAAAGUCUUGUUUCAAAAAGCAACCAACGAGAUCAAGCACUACUCCCCUCUUCAGCUUGUCGAGAUUUUAUCCGCUGAAUGCGAUUGUGCGAGGCGGUCUUUUACCAAGCUUCCUGAGGAUUCAAGGAAUGGCAGCCAAGAGGGCAACGAGCUGCGUUCAACGCUGAAAGAUUCAGUCAAGCUUCUUGAAGAGGUGAAAGAUGAAAGUGGAGCGCGACAUUUGCGGGGGUACUGGGCAGAGAUAGAAGCUUUCCUGUUCUCCGACCUGGACGAAGCCAUCAAGUUGUGGGAUUCUGUUCUCAAGGGCUGCCAAGACUUAUCGCUUUGGUGCUCCGUUGUCGAUGCCCUGCGCUCCUGCAGAAGGGUCGGUCAAGCGAGAUCGUUCUUCAAGCGAGGUUUGAACACGCUUCAGUCUGCUCCAGAGCUGGCGUCGUUGUGCUACAGGUGGUUGGAAUUCGAGAGGAGAGAAGGAGAUUUGGAAACCUACGGUCAAGCGCGGGCGAAAUAUGCAACGUUCGCUGUCACAAAUCCUCAAGUAGCUGUCGAUGAUAAGGUGGGAAGAGUAGCCAAGAAAUCUCGUGAGAAGAAAAGCGAUGACCCCGAAAGAGCCAAACGGCGAGAAGAGGUUAUGAAGAAAUGGGCUGAACGGAAGGAAAAUUCUUCGAAGGUGGAAAAGAAAGCACCAGCCUCGAAGAAGCGAAAGCAGGCUGAAGAUUCCAAGGAUCAGGAAAGCGAAGAAAAGGCGAAACGACAAAAAGUUGAUGGAGGAGGCCAACAACCAGAGCAGGCCUCCAGUGGAGAGAGCAAUCUCAACACAGUCUUCAUGCAGAACUUGCCUCAUGGGAUUCGCCUACGUAGACUUCAAGACCGAGCAGGCGGCCAAGAUUGCCCUGGUCGGCCUUUGAGAUCAAGAGGAGAGGAGGAGAAGGAUGGAACAGAGAUGAAAGGAAGGAGGGUUGAGGUCUCAAAGGCGAGAGAGCUUCAUUCCUUGAACGAGCAGCGAGACGUGGACCAGAGGGUUCUGUACGUCAGCGGGCUCUCCAAGAACGUCUCCAAGGAGUCGAUCAAAGAUCAUUUCUCGACGGUCGCAGAGGUCCUCGAGGUCAGACUGAUGAGAGAUCGCGAUGGCAAUCUACGGGGGUUUUGCUACGUUGAGUUCAAGGAUCGUGCUGGUGCCGAGCUGAGUCUGCAGAUGGAUCAGACUGUGUUCCAGGGUAAGAAGCUUCGGGUGGCCUUCUCUGAUCCCUCCCGCGGCCGUGCUGCCUCGAGCAAGGCUGCCAACUCUGGUUCCGCUGCGCCAUCAGCGCCUCGUUCGUCGCUGAAUCUGGUCCCUCGCGCGGUCAAGAGGCCUCAGGAACCAGCUCGUCCUGCUCGAAGGAUUCAACAGGCUGCGCAUCAACCUGUGCCAAAGCCAACUGAACCCUCACCCUCUGCUCCUGCCGAGAAGGCCGAGGAUGCUGCGAGCGCAGCCCCGAAGAAAGACAACGAUUACUUCCGGCAGAUGUUCUCUAAAGGCGCCAACUUGUGAGAAGAGAGGUCUAGACAUCCUAGAGGAGGAAUAGGUUCCAACUAGUCCGCCAAGUUACUAAAGUGAUGCACUCGAUACGGAGCGGCAGCGGACCGGUUACUGCCGCUCGCCGGAGGCGGAGCUGACCC
Molecule: messenger RNA, 2603 nt
Organism: Guillardia theta CCMP2712
Lineage: Eukaryota; Cryptophyceae; Pyrenomonadales; Geminigeraceae
Exons: 21
Coding region: 1-2475 (824 amino acids)
Biological process (GO): RNA processing
Molecular function (GO): RNA binding; protein binding
Source: RefSeq, a predicted model, not a curated record